AACAGAAAAAAAAAAAUCUUAUUUGAGACUUUUUGAUGAAAACAAAAAUAUUUGAUAAACUUCACUAAAAAUGAGUAAAUCGGAGGAGAAUUUAAGUGAUUUGUGCCUCGUUUGUAGUGAGUUUAUGGGAGGAUUUAAGCAAAAUGUUGAGGAUGCACUAAACUACUCAAAUAGAACUAUUUUGGAAAUCUUGGAAUCACUCAUAUCGUUAGGUCCAAUCGACAAAAACUCAGAUCAGACCAGCAUUUGUCAAAACUGUUACAUAAAAUUCAAUGAACUUGACGAGCAUCAGACAAUCGCAGACAAAAUUCGACUAGAUCUUUCAUAUCUUUACGACACAUCACAUCCAAUUCAUGCAACACAAGCCACAGAAAUUCUAAAAGUUAAAAUUGAACCGAUUGACAUUCAGUCGGUUGAGAAUGAAAUUUAUGACAGUGAUAAUUACAAUCAAGAUAAUCAUGAUGAUAAAGAUGACGAUGAUGAUGAUGAUGACUUUGAUGAUUCUGACGACAGUGACAGUACAAAACCAGAGGAAACAAAAGUGUCUCCAGUAAGAAGUAGAAGAUCGGCUGUAAAUAAAUCACAGACAUCACCACAGAAAUACAAAAAAUUAAAGUCAUCAGGUUCGUCAUAUAAAUUUAAGGAUGAAAAUAUUAAGGAACACAAUCUCAAUGGACAAAUUGUAUUUCAAUGUACAAUAUGCAAUAAGACAGCACAAAAGAAAGGACAAAUUAGGCAGCAUAUAAGGAUUCAUACAAGUAAGAGGGAAAUUUGCUGUCCUGAGUGCGGUAAAAUGUUCAAAACUCCAAGUUGUCUAUAUUCUCAUAAGAAAAUUCAUCUGAAGAAUAAUAGAAUGAUAUGUGAUAUGUGUGGAAAAACAUUCGACAAGAAGUAUUAUUUACUUGAGCACAUGAAUGCCAUUCAUCUGAACAGACGAGAAUACAUCUGUACUAUAUGUGGACUGACGUUCGCACGUAAACGAUCCCUUCUGAAGCAUGCUUGGGUCCACAGUGGUGAUACAGAAAAGAAAAUAGUCUGCUCAGUGUGUGGAUUUAAAUCUCAUACUAAACAAGGGAUGAUAAGGCACAGCAAAACACACACAGGAGAACGAAACUACGCAUGUGAGAUUUGUGACAAGAGAUUUGCAUGUAAAUACAACGUCAAAGCACACGUAAAUGCUGUACAUAAAGGUAUACGACCGAAGGUUGAUGAGGCCAAAUUAAGAUGUAAUUUAUGUGGACGAAAGUUCCCAAGACAAAAGCAAUUGAAGAGGCAUUUGGCUGAAGAGCACAAUAUGCUGCAAUUUCAAAAUCCAAAUCAUGGAAUUAUUGUUUAAGGCUCCCUUUUUUACGAUAUUUGAGUACAUGUGACGACAAAAUUUCUUUAUAAAAAUAAUUUAAAAACUGUAAAUUGGAUGUGU
Chironomus riparius is the source of this 1420-nucleotide messenger RNA. Lineage: Eukaryota; Metazoa; Arthropoda; Insecta; Diptera; Chironomidae. The record is from the annotation of a GenBank genome assembly.